Molecule: messenger RNA, 7737 nt
Organism: Globicephala melas (long-finned pilot whale)
Lineage: Eukaryota; Metazoa; Chordata; Mammalia; Artiodactyla; Delphinidae
Gene: ZNF605
Product: zinc finger protein 605
Biological process (GO): regulation of transcription by RNA polymerase II
Cellular component (GO): transcription regulator complex; chromatin; PcG protein complex
Molecular function (GO): RNA polymerase II cis-regulatory region sequence-specific DNA binding; DNA-binding transcription factor activity, RNA polymerase II-specific
Source: RefSeq, a predicted model, not a curated record
GGGUCCUUUGGGACUCAACAUUUGGGGUUCCACUGACUCAGUGUCUAGUCAGUGGAUAGACCGUGGAGGUUACCGAGUGGGGUUUGGAGGAGCCAGUGGUGGGGUUUCUUGGCCUUGGCAUUGAGAAGCCUGUGGAGGUCAGACGGCUCUGGGGUCAUAAUCAACCAGGUGGUCCGUAAGGCGGCCUGUGGCUGGUGCGCAGGGCUGAGUGACGGAGAGCCCGCCGUGACCGGGAGUCAGGGGUUCUGUGGGUGUCUGAUCGUGGGUUGGCUGUGGAGAGACUUUGGGGUUCUUUGAUUCACACACUUCUGUGGAUUGGUUUUGUCACUGGUGGUUGGUGAUGGGGGGGGCCUUGCUAGAGGAGCCGAUGGGGACUCACAGUGUGUGUAAUUGACGGCCCAGACCCCCUGGGGGGGCAUUGGGCACAUGGGCUUUAUGGAGUCGAUGCUUGUGUGUCCUGGAGACUCGUGUGUCCAGUGAUCUGGGGGCUGCGGGUUCUCGGGGGGUCAGUCAGUGUGAUUGAGGCGGUCUUUGGAACCGCAUUUGAGGGGCUUUGGGUGUUGGUGAUUGCGGGGCCUUUAAGCGUGGUGUUUUGGGGUUUGGGUGAGUCCUUCGUUGGCCCAGGCAAGACAACGUGGUGACUUCCGUUCAGUAACCGUGUUGUCCUUUGCUCUUUGGCCCCUCUCACCCGGCGUGUGCACGGCUGUGUUGGUCAAUGAUGGCUCCUUUUACUUGAACAUUGCCUUGUUGAAAAGUACUCAGAGACCCCACCAGCUAGGAGUCCCCCCCACCCGCUUGCUCCAGCCCUUUGUGUCGAUGCUCGUUGCCGGGCGUGGCUGGCCUGUAGCCUUCCGGGGUCGGCCCCGCCUCCUCAGAGCUCGGCUCAAAGUCAUCUGCAAGGAGUGCCCUCCACCCACCCACUCCUCUGGCGCAUCUGAAGUUUCUUCUGCGCGCUCUCACAGUCUGAAAUUAUUUUACUUACUUGUGUGUCUGUUUCCCAUCCUAAAGAGCAGGGACUGUCUGUCCUGUUUAGUGGUCUCUCCCACGUGCCCGGAACAGGGCCUGGUAGUAAGAGGCCUUCAGCAAAUUGCUGCUUUCCUGGCCCGUAAAUGAGACUGUGAGUGUGUGUCUAGGUCUGCAUUAGUGUGUGAGUGGGAUCUGACGUGGAUGUGAGAGCACAGUGCAGGAGUAUGUUGGGGUCCUGGGGGAGGAACCAGGGUGACCGUUCGGGGUGUUAGUACAGUUGGCACGUCCCCUUUUCCAGAGGAGAAGCUACAGAAGGUCUCCUGUGCAUCAACCCAAAAGGGGUCCAGACAAGAUAGAAGCUUCCAGGGCAGGUGGGCCUGUGUCUCAGGGGGCCUCAGGUUUGGAAAGCAGUGACUCUGGGCUCUCUUUUCACUGGGCCUCCUAGACCAUCGGGACCUGCCCGUGCCCAGGAGCUCCCUGUGCAUCUCGGGAAGAGGUGCUUCUCCUUUGGGUGUCGCUCUCUGCUCUCCCAGGACGUUUUUCAUGAGAGACCUGUUCUCGUGCACCACACUGUUCACUCUGGUCUCAGGAGAGUCCGGUUUCACUCAGGGAAUCUGACCUUUGUGUCUGCUGCCCCCCACGCGUGGGCAGAACACAUGCCAUCCUUCUCCAUUCCCACUUGUAGAGGUCUUCCUGCCCUGGACGCCCUCGCUCUGCUCUCUGCUACUGUUGCACGGCAAAUUUCAGAAUCCAGCCUGUCUGUCCAGAUGGGCUGGUUCUUGACUCUCUGAAGGAUCUUCAGCACCUGGGGAGCACUGGGACCUGCCCUCCCUCCCUGGCCUGUGUCCUCCCUCGGUUCGUUGAAGGACGAAGAGGGAGAUGUUUAAGGCCCUCGAGAGACGGUGCCAGGAGCUGGUCCGUGGUCCGCCUGGCGUUGAGUAGCAUUCCUGGGUUUCCUUUCCUCUUUCCCUUGCUGACCGAGGGUGUGGGGCUCCCGAGCGGGUGGUCUGAUUCCAGCCCUCGGCCCAGCUCUAGGGGUGGGCAGGAAGGGCCUCAAAGGGGCCAGUGUUCUCUCCACUCUUGUUAGCUGCCCGGGAGAAAACCUGGUAGUCUGCCAACACCAGGGCGUAACUUGCGUCCCUCAUUUGUGGGGGACGAGUCCAGCCAUCUCUCCUGUUCCACUGGGACCCUGAGGAUACCUCCCUCCUCUCCCCCCAUUCUUUGUUAGAACAAGGGGCUCCUGCUCUAGAUCUCCUGUAGCUCUUACGUUCUCUCCUUGCUCAGCUUACUUCGCGGAAAGGUGCCCACUGGCCAUCCACCAUGUCGGCCUUCCUCUCAGCCUGUCCGCCUGUGGGGACCAAGCCGGGAGAACAAAUUGCCACAGGUGUGCCCUCAUGAAGGAAGUCACAUCCCUGUGUGACCCUGCUGUGAGCCCGUGGAGUCCUUGACCCUGAUCCGGUAUCCGGCUGGUGUAAGUGCCUGGUUCACUCCACAGCGGUGGAGACAUUGAAAGUGGCUGCUUUUGGAGUAGAGAGCCAGCACCCCAGGCCAUUGCCUGUUCCCUGUCCUGCCUAGCAGUGAGUGGCGUUUUAUUCUGUAGUACCUGUGCCCCCGGGAAAAGGUGCUGCAGGGUGAGUGAGCCAAGACUGCAUUUCCAGACUUUGUUGCCGUCUCUGCAGAGUGCUUUGAGGCCAUGGCCCUCAGGAGCACGAAAACUCAUGUGAAAUAAGAAAGAAGAGGCCUCAGGACUCGGGGUGCAUUCCCAGUCCACAGACCUUUGACCAGAGGCCUUUUUCCAGAGCAUCAGGACAGAGCAGAGCAGAUUUCCCAGGACCGGGGGAGAAUGGUCAAGUCACAGAUAUCAUUUGAGGAUGUGGCUGUGGACUUCACGUUGGAGGAGUGGCAGCUGCUUAAUCCUACUCAGAAGACCUUGUACAGGGAUGUGAUGUUGGAGAACUAUAGCAAUCUAGUUUUCUUGGGUUAUCAAAUGAUCAAACCUGAGGCGAUUUUCAAACUGGAGCAAGAAGAGCCGUGGAUAUUAGGUGAAGAAAUCCUAAGUCAGAACUUUCCAGAAGAAGUCUGGCUAGAUAAUAAUCUCAAAAUGUGGCGCCAGGAUAAUCAAGACAAGCUUAAAAGUAUGGAGAGAGGCCAUGAAUAUGACGUCUUUGGGAAAAUGUUUCAUUCAGGCAUUAACUUUGAUCAUUUAGGAAUGAGAUCCCAUAAAUGUGGCACAGGUGAAAAAAGUUUGAAACAUCCUUUUGAUUUUCUUAUUCCAAAAAGUAACUGUGAAAGAAAAAAACUUGAUGAGCUUAAUAAGAAAUUACUAUUCUGUAUCAAGCCUGACAAAACCUGUGGUGGAAUAAAAUACUCUGAUUGCAGUAAAUGUAGAAAAGUCAGCAGUAAAGAGCCAGGGCUCAUUACAAACCAAAUAGCACAUACAGGAGUCUGUUUAUGCAUGGAAUGUGGUAAGGUUUUUAACAAAAAGUCACAGCUCAUUAUACAUCAGAGAACUCAUACAGGAGAGAAGCCCUAUGGAUGCCAUGACUGUGGGAAAGCCUUCUCCCAGAAGUCAUUACUCACUAUUCAUCAAAGGACUCAUUCAGGAGAAAAGCCAUAUGGGUGUGGUGAAUGUCAAAAAGCUUUCAGCAGGAAGUCACUGCUUGUUUUACAUCAGAGAACUCAUACGGGAGAGAAGCCCUAUGGCUGCAGGGACUGUGGGAAGUCCUUUAGUAGGAAGUCACAGCUUCAAAGGCAUCAGAGAACCCACACAGUAGAGAAGCCCUAUGGCUGCAAUGACUGUGGGAAGGCCUUCUCCCAGAAAAUAAGGCUUAUUACACAUCAGAGGACACACACAGGGGAGAAGCCCUACAAAUGUAGUGAUUGCGGAAAAGCCUUCUUUUGGAAGUCACAGCUUAUUACUCAUCAGAGGGUUCAUACAGGGAAGAAACCGUAUGCAUGUAGUGAGUGUAAAAAAGCCUUCAGCAGGAACUCACUCCUCAUUAGGCAUCAGAGGAUCCACACAGGAGAGAAGCCCUAUGAAUGCAGUGAAUGUGGUGAAGCCUUUAUCAGAAAACCGCAACUUGUCAGACAUCAAAUGACUCACACAGGAGAGAAGAACUAUCAGUGCAGGAACUGUGAAGAAGCCUUCUUUAAGAAGUCAGAACUAAUUAGACAUCAGAAAGCUCAUUUAGGAGAAAAACCCUAUGGAUGUGUUGAAUGUGGAAAAACCUUCUUUGGGAAGUCACAGCUCCUGACACAUCAGAGAACUCACACCGGAGAGAAACCUUAUGAAUGCGGUGCCUGUGGGAAAGCCUUCACCCAAAAGUCCAGCCUGGUAUCUCAUCAGAGGACACACACAGGGGAGAAACCCUAUGAGUGCAGCGAGUGUGGGAAAGCCUUCAGUGAGAAGUCAAGCCUCAUUCACCAUCAGAGAACCCACACUGGAGAGAAACCCUUCGAAUGCAGUGAGUGUAGGAAAGCUUUUGCCUGGAAGCCACAGCUUCUUAGGCAUCAGAGAAUUCAUACAGGGGAGAAACCCUAUGAAUGCAGUGAGUGUGGGAAGGCAUUUGUUCAGAAAGUACAGCUCAUUAAGCAUCAGAGAAAUCAUACAGGAGAGAAGACCUAUGGAUGCAGUGAUUGUACAAAAGCUUUCUUUGAGAAGGCGCAGCUCAUUAUACAUCAGAGGAUUCAUACAGGAGAGAGACCCUAUAAAUGUGGGGAAUGUGGGAAAUCUUUCACUAGAAAGUCGCACCUUAUGAGGCAUCAGAGGAUCCAUACAGGAGAUAAAUGCUAUAGAUGCAGUGAAUGUGGGACAGCCUUCCACAGGAAGGCACAGCUCCUGAUACAUCAGAGAAGUCAUAUGCUGUAGACAUGGGGCGGGUGCGGUGAGUAUGGGGAGUCUGCCAUCAGGUGUCAGGCCCCUCACACUCCAAGGACACGUACAGGAGAGAAACCCUGUCACUGCAGUGACUGUCUCACCAUACAGAAUUCAGAAAGAGAACUUUUUUUAAGUAGGCAAUAUAGGAAAGCCUUCUCCCAGAAAACAAAACUUAUUACAUAUUGAUGGCUCCUCAGUGUGGAAAUCUUAUCAGUAUUGUGAUAAGUACGGACCUUUCAGUCAAAAGUGACAGCCUGUUAAAUACUUAGAAGACCUAAACAGGAGAAAAACUCAAUUGUUAUAACAAGUAAGUGAAAGAUUUCACCGGGAAAGGGUAACUCAGAGUACACUAGAGAAUACAUACACAAAGGAAACACUGAGUAUUAUAUAUUAGAGAUCUCAUGCAGAGGAGUAGUUCUAAUAAUUUGAAGAAUUUGAUAAGCAUGAUCCUAUUAAAAUAAUUCUAAAAGGAAGAUGUGUGCAUUGUAUAUAAAUUAUUAUAAGAAAAUAGGCAUUUUAAAGUGGUAGCUGUGUUUUACAUGUGAAAACUUCUGCUUUCUGCUAUGGUGCUAUAGGAAGAACCAGAUAAACUCUACUGCCUUAAGCAGCUAGAAACCGUACCAUUUAUGAAAUAGUGGUUUUUUAGACAUAUGUCAAACACAGGUUUGUGAUCCCUGGCAGGAGGUGGACAAGGUGAGGAGAGCCCCACGACUGCCCAGCCUAGACCCUGGGGGCAGCAUCCAGGCUGCAGGUCAGGGAGGGGAAUGAACGUGGUCCUGCUGGACUGAAGAGAGUUGCCGAGUUGGCGUCUGGGGAGCCCUGGUGGCUAGAAUUUGCAGGGAAAAGUGCUGGAUAGGAAGGAGCUUCCCAGAGAGGGCCUGCAGAAAUCCUCAAUGAGUCCCCCCUUGAGUCUGUGGGCUUUAGUGCUGAUUCACACGUGUGUGGAAGGAAGCUGAGACCAUGAGAGUGGCACUGGGGAGCAGUGAGCUGGGCGAGCCCUGGAGCUCAGCGCAGGCGGGGACAGUUCACGUUCCCACCAGCCAUACAAAAGCACGUGGGCAUCAAGAGAGUUCCCAGAACAAUAUUGUCUUGGUGGGGAGGGUAACUAACACUAGAUUAAAAGCUACUCUACCCACAGUGACUGACGUCCAAACACUUACCUGGCAUGCCAAGGGGCAGGAACAUAUGACUUGUAACCAGGAGGAAAAUCAGGCAGUAGAAAGAGAAAAGACUGAAGUGAUUGGAAUUAGUAGACAAGGAUGUUCAAAUAGCUAUUGUAAGUAUAAAGUAGAGGAAAACAUGAAUUUGACGACACAUGAGUGGAAGAUAUAUUUUUAAAAGCUCAAAUGGAACUUCUCAGGAUGAAAACAACAUCUGUAAAUUAAAAAAAAACUGGAUGGAAUUAAGAACAUAUUAGACAUAGAAGAAGGAAAACAAUGAAUUUGAACAGUAAGUAUAAAAAUUAUCCAGGUGAAUGAUACACACACAGAGAAAAAGACUGGGGGGAAAGGAGAACAGGGAAUUAGUUACUGUGGCGUAACACACAUGGAAUGGGAGGUCCAGAAAGAGAGGAGGGAGAAAAAGGAUUUGGAUAAACGAUGGCUGAAAAAUAUCCACAUAUGAUGAAAAGUAUAACUCGACAUAUUCAAUAAGCUCAAAGGACCCAACACCUAAGAAACAUAAAGAUGCCAAUGGACAUCAUCGUCAAAUUGAUGAAAACCGGUGUUAAAGAGAACGAUUGUAAAAUGUCUGGAGAAAAAGACACAACACAUUCACAGAACAAAGAAUAACAACAUACUUCUGGUCAGAAACUAUGCAAACUAAAAGACAGCAGAGUGACAUCAUUAAAUUAUGAAAGAUAUAAAAGAAACCCCUGCAACCUGGAGUUCGGUUGCCUGUCGAAAACAUCUUCCAAAAGUGAAAGCAAAAAAGACUUCAAAGAAACAAAAUCAGAGAGAGUUCCUGCCAUAAGGAAACACUGAAGAAAGUUUGGGGUCAGCAAGAAAAGAACACUCUGGAAAUGGUGAAUGUGUGGAUGAAUAUGAAAGAUUUUUUUUCUCAUUUAAAAAUCUUUCAAAAAGUUAAUGGACUGCUUAAAACCAAAGUAAUGACAACAUACUUGGGGUUAUGAUCUAUUUAGAAGUAAAGUGUAUGACUACGAUAGCACUUAAGUGUGAAUCUGUAAAAAUAGUUGAACAGACUGUGUCGUCUGAGACGGGCUCGGGAUGACUUGUGUUUGUAGCAACUGCACGAUGGAAGCUGUCUGUGUUACGGAUCUGUGCACGUCGCCACACCCAUUCUCCUUUUUCUGCUCUGCAUGCCCAGAGGAAGUGCACAACUGCUUCCUAGGGUUUCUGCUCAGGUUCACACAGGGAGGUAUGUGUCAGCCCUCCCUCCCUCCUGCUGGUCUACAGACACCCACAUGGCUGCAGCUCCCUGCUCGUCAGAUGUAAGGGUGUUAACUGCUUCUGGGGGCUUCACCAUCCCUCCUGGUUGGUUUUCUGAAUUGUGAACACAAAUCUGUAAAUAGUCCCUUUAUUAAAUGUUCCUGAGUUAAUAAUUUGAGUGUAACAUUUGUUUUCUGUGAUGUGUUAAAUGAUGAACGUUUGACCAAAUUUUGAGUAUCAGUUACUGGUCCACGGGGCAUAGACUGACAUCUGUCAAGAUUUCUCACACUCUGGGCUUCCCUGGUGGCACAGUGGUUUAGAGUCCACCUGCCGAUGCAGGGGACACGGGUUCGUGCCCCGGUCCGGGAAGAUCCCACAUGCCGCGGAGCGGCUGCGCCCGUGAGCCAUGGCCGCUGAGCCUGCGCGUCCGGAGCCAUUGCUCCACAAUGGGAGAGGCCACAACAGUGAGAGGCCCGCGUACCGCAAAAAAAAAAAAAAAAAGAUUUU